Anolis carolinensis (green anole) is the source of this 4857-nucleotide messenger RNA. It is a transcript of the gene ldlrap1, whose product is annotated as low density lipoprotein receptor adaptor protein 1. Lineage: Eukaryota; Metazoa; Chordata; Lepidosauria; Squamata; Anolidae. The transcript has 9 exons. The record is from RefSeq and is a predicted model, not a curated record. The coding region runs from base 105 to 1046 and encodes 313 amino acids.
GAGAUCCUCCCUCCCCGAAGGAGGGGCCGGGACGGAGGAGGACGCGCAGGAAGGCGAAAAAAGAAACAGGAGAAAAGUUUGGCCAAGAGUUUCUCCCCCGCGGCAUGGACGCCCUCAAGUCCGCCGGGCGGGCCAUCAUCCGGAGCCCCAGCUUCGCCAAACCGGGCUGGGGAGGAGGAGGAGGAGGAGGCAGGCACAAAAAGCUCCCGGAAAACUGGACCGACACCAGAGAGACCUUGCUGGAGGGGAUGCUCUUCAACCUGAAGUACCUGGGCAUGACGCUGGUGGAGCAGCCCAAAGGAGAAGAGCUCUCGGCUGCCGCUGUCAAGAGGAUUGUCGCGACCGCAAAGGCAAGUGGGAAAAAGCUCCGGAAAGUAACCCUGAAAGUAUCUCCCAGAGGAAUCAUCCUCAGUGACAGCGUAACUAAUGAACCCAUCGAAAACAUCUCUAUAUACAGGAUAUCUUACUGCACGGCAGACAAAGUGCAUGACAAGGUGUUUGCCUACAUUGCCCAGAGUCAGCACAACGAGAACCUGGAGUGCCAUGCUUUCCUCUGCGGCAAGAAGAAAAUGGCUCAAGCCGUCACCCUCACGGUCGCGCAGGCGUUCAAAGUGGCGUUUGAGUUUUGGCAGGCCUCCAAGGAAGAGAAAGAGAAGCGGGAGAAGGCCAUCUUGGAAGGAGAGAGCACAAGCGUCCCGAGUUCAGAAAUCUCAGUCUCCCCAAAAGGACCAGUCACUACCGGGAACCUCCUAGACCUGGAAAACGCUGUCAAACCCCCUUUGACCGUGAACACCAACUCGGUGCACUUAGACAGCAGCGUCUUUCGACCGCGUUCAUCAGACAAUAACAAUGUUGUGUGGGCACUGGAUGACGGUCUGGACGAAGCGUUUUCAAGAUUGGCAGAGUCUCGAACUAACCCCCAGGACCUUGACAUCGGCUUGACUGCUCAAGACCUCCAGAGUGCCGAAAUCCUGUCGCCCGUCGACUGGGAGAAAGCGGAUGCCGUGAGAGCGGGAGAGAAAGACGACCAUCUCUUUGGCUUCUGACCACGUCGUCCCUUCGUGUCCUCCCGACGAGCUUCUUUGGACUUCAUUGACCACUAUGGACCUGAUGUGCUGCCGUCUGGGUGAUUUUAACUGGAGGAGGGUGACCAAGAAGGGGAGGGACAGGGUGUACUUGGGUUUAGUUGGAUGCCGUUGUGUCACUCUGACACUCCUUUGACCAAAGCUAGAGAUAUUUUAAGGCCUCUUUCUAUGUGAUAACGUCUUUCCUUCUUCCUUUUAUUAUUAUUAUUACUUUCUGAGGGGAGGACUUUUUUUCUAUAUGUAAAUGCCGAGACACUCCUUUGAGCAUAUUUAUUCAAGAACCCCUUCAGUUUACAUAUAUUAUGGAAAUUUAGUCGCAUCAUCUAACUUUAACAUUACAGUAUUAGACAGCUUUUCCCACUGGAAUCGGCGUGCCGGGAGAUAGCAUCGGGGCCGUCUUUUGAGGGGGGAAAGGGGCCUGCUGUGCAACAUCAAAGAGAUCUUUUUCCAAGAUGAGUGUCCUGGGAAGACGUUGUACAGGCUUGUAGGUGCUGCAUGGACAAAUCUGUCUUGGGAUGCUGGUCGUGAAGUGAUUUAUAGUUUCCAAAUCACGACCUCCCCAAACUGCUGUAAGUUGGAUAGCCAGUGUCCCAGAAGCAAGCAAAAAAUACAGCAGAGUCGUUUCAUAGCAAUAUAUAUGUAUGUAUGUGUGUGUGUGUGUGUAUAUAUAUAUAUAUAUAUACAGAACAUAUAUAUAUGCUUCAGCCUGUCUAUCAGCAGUGAUAGACAUGUUGCCAGCAUCUGACCUUAUCUACACACACUGUUUAAUAGUCAUGGACCAGGUUACCAUUUCUUUUGUACCGUUUUGUUUAUUCGGAAGGCACGAAACAUUACAUCUCCCUCCAGUUUGGAAAUAUCAGUGAAACAAAAAAAGUGGGAAUGGUAACCAUUUGGUUAGCUGAUUUUUGGCGCUCGGCUGCAGGCCCUGGAAGGUGCAAACGUUUCAGGCCUGCCAGGGCCUACAGCGCUCGGUGUACUCAGCUGUAGGCCCUGGUAGGUGCUUACGUUUUGUCACCAAUGGGCUGAAAAUAUUCGUUUUUUCAGACCUUGAAUGAAAAAGCUCAUUUGGAAAGACAGGUGUUUUCAGAAGAGGUGCUCAAAAACUAAAACGGUGCCUUCCAAAGGAAACAAACAGGAAAUCUCAGUGAUACAAAAGGAAAGUAGGAACGGUAACUGUUUGGUUAGCUGAUUUUUGGUGCUUGGCUGCAGGCCCUGGAAGGUGCAGACGCUUUGGGCCUGCCAGGGCCUACAGUGCUUGGCACACUCAGCUGUAGGCCCUGGCAGGUGCUGGCGCUUUGCCACCAAUGGGCCGAAAAUAUUCGUUUUUUCGGACCUUGGACAAAAAACCCAUUCGGAAAGGUGCCCGUUUUCGGAAGAGGCGCUCAAAAACUCAAACGGUGCCUUCCAAAUGAAACAAACAGGAGCAGAUAGUGAUUCUAUACAAAAGCACAAGACUAAGUAAAAGGUAAAAGUAAAAGUUUCCCCUGAUGUUAAGUCCAGUCAUGUCUGACUCUGAGGGUUGGUGCUCAUCUCCAUUUCUGUUUAGUAAAUUCAUGGAUUCAGGUUUUCAUCCAAAAUAUCCAGAGAGUUUACUCUUCACCGUUGCAAUAUAUACAAACAGGAUACCUAGAUCCACUUUCCUUGUUGUUGCCAACCGUCAGAUUGAGCAAAUCGUCAAAUACAACAUAGGCAGAUACUCACACUGAGUCACACGGGAGAGAGAAAGAUGGAUUCUUUCAUCCUCCUUAUAUAGCCACCAGCUGAUAAGUCAUCAGUAAGGGACACUGGCUUAAGCGACUGAAUGGGAAAAGGAAAGGGCCUGAGGCUGUCAGGAAUGGUGGGAGUUGGAGUCCAAAACACCUGGAGGGAGGGCCCAAGUUUGCCUACCGAGUGGUGAAGUUGCAGUCCUGUCUUGUUCUUAUCAGUGACAAACUUGCUUCAAACUCACUUAACAAUGCCUUUAUUCUGCAUUGUCUUUACUCUUUCCAAGCUGUUUGCUCUGUUUCUUUUGCUUCCAUUAAACCCCUUUAAAUGGGAGCCGAUCUUCAGCCAAAAACCCCCACUAAACCACCAAAAGAAUUGGCUGAAGUGGCUCAAAAGCAUCGUUAUCUCCCGAUAUUGGGAGCAGGAAAUUGUGAUGCUCAAGACCCAGAGAACAAAACACUUGCCUUUGGAGUCUUCGUUGAGCAGGGAUAAGUGAUUUCUCUCUCGUCCGGCUUAAAAAGCAAAAAGCAUCUUUUAUCUUAAGACGCGUCACUUUGCACUUUAGAAACAAAGACGUGAUCUGCAGCUUGGAUCCAAAUGUCACGGCGGGGCGGUGCGGCGCUGUAACCUUUCUUUAUCGGCACCUUUUAAAAAUCCCUUUUCUUCCUCUCAAGACAGACACAUCACACAUCCGAUAGUCUUUCUCAAACUGACCUCUGGCUCUUUUGCGGCGCAAAAUCUUGGAAGGCACAUCCAUCACAUUGAUGGAGAUUAUGGACAAUUCUGCUUCCUCUAAGUACGUUUUUUUAAAUAUUUGCCAUCUGGGAAGGGAAUGCAUUGUUGACGUUUCGCUAUCAUUUUGACAGCAAUGCACAUUAUGGUUCUUGUACUUCUUCUUCCUUCCUGCAUCACCAACACCUCCUUCUCUGUGUUGUCGAAGGCUUUCAUGGCCGGAAUCACUAGGUUGCUGUGAGUUUUCUGGACUGUAUGACCAUGUUCCAGAAGCAUUCUCUCCUGACGUUUCACCCACAUCUAUGGUAGUCAUCCUCAGAGGAUUAUAUGGCAGUGUAGACUCAUAUAAUCCAGUUCAAAGCAGACAAUCUGGAUUCAGAAACUCUUCUAUAUAGCAAUGUAGAUACAACCCCAGAAGCUCCUGCCAACUUGGCCAACUUGGUCCGGAAUUUUGGGAAAUGGUUCAAAAAAAUCCAGAAGGACCAAAGUUUUGGCAUCCUUCAUCUCUACAGAACUGGGUAAGGUCUCCAUAGAGACCAGGCAUGGGCAAACUUGGGCCCUCCAGGUGUUUUGGAUUUCAACUCCCACAAUUCUUAACAGCCUCAGGCCUGAGACUGCUAGGAAUUGUGGGAGUUGAAGUCCAAAACACCUGGAGAGCUCAAGUUUGUCCGUGUCUGCUCUACAAGUAGACCAGCAAUUUCUAAACUUUGAUCUUCCAGAUGUUUUGGACUUCCAACUCUGCUUUGAACUGGAUUGUAUGGAAGUGUAGACUCAUAUAAUCCAAAGCAGACAAUCAGGAUUCAGAAACUGGUCUAUAUGGCAGUGUAGAUCCAACCCUAGAAGCUCCAGCCAACUUGGCCAACUGUAAGGAAAUUGGAGAUGGUUCAAAAAAUCCAGAAGGACCAAAGUUUGGGAGGCAGUGUUCUAGCUCCGACCAUUACUGUUGAUGAUUUUCUGUUAGCAUGGAUUUUCCCCCCCCCCAAAAAGGGAGAAUUUUUUUAAAAAUUGAUUAUUUCCCCCUCUAUGCAAGCCGAAGCAGUAGACUUAACAUGUAGCCCAGAUCUCUCAUCUCAUUCCCUUCCAUGGGCAGACUAAAUUUAAUAUUCCGUGGCCGGGCAGGGAGCCGUGAUCAUUAGAAAAAUUGCGGAAGACUGGUAUAAGAUGUUUCAUCUCUUUAUAAAUAUGCAUUUUUUCUCUCUUUCCUUCGACAGAACAUUUGGAGCGCGUUGCAUAAUCAUGCAUAAAAUAAUGCCUCCGUGUAUAUACUUAAGACUUGUGCUGUGAAAAGUACACAUGCCAUUGGAAAAAAAAAUAAACUUUCUACCUUUUUCCCAAA